AUGGAUCAACAGGCCCACAACGGCCAGUCAUCCUCGACGCCCAGUCAUGGCAAGGAGCAACAGCCUGAUAUAAACCAAACGGGUCUCGCGCUCUCGGAACCCGGAGUGGGUGGCCCGGAGGACUCGUCCGUCGGCUUGGGUCUAGAUCUCGAUGCUCGACCGCAGCAACAACGGUCAAGCUUGACAUUUCCCGGUACCUCGGACUCGGGUUUCGACUCAUUUGGCUCGAGCACUGACCUUCUCGAUUCGCGGCAAGCAUUCAGCCAAGCGAGCGUCUCUGAUCCGGCUGCCUUCGAUCCUGGCGCUGGUUUUGCCCAUAGGCCCGCCUCCGCUCCAGGUGCCGACGGCGCAUUGUCCUUUGAUACCCAGUCGCAAUCGACGACGGCGUACAUGUCUCCAAAUCUCAACGACGGGGACUUUUCUCUCUUCCCACCGGGCAACCAGGGUGAUCAGUUCAACGCCCCGCUCUUUGAGCCGUCAAGCCUCGACCCGAAUGGCAUUAAUAGCAUGGCCUCUCCUCCAUCCCAUCACACACCCAUCCCUCCAAAUCUUCUCCAGCCAGACAGCCUCCAGCCUGCUUCUGCUCACCAGUCGCCUCCCUUCGGCCGGCAUCACCAAUUUUCUCCUCCGCAAAGCAGCCAUUCAAGGAACGCUUCCCUGGGACCAGAGGCUGCCUUGCUCCCGAACCAGAUUGGCGACUGGGCACAGCAACCUCAGUUCCAGGGCCACCGCCGCAGUCCCUCCGAAUACUCGGAUGUCUCGUCCGUCUCGCCGUCUCCGAAUUUGGCCAGCGCAGACUCGUUUGAUGACCAUCCAGGCCACUCGCCUUUGCAAAGAGCCUCGGACGGCAGUCUCUACCAAGACGUCUUGAACAUUGAGUCCUUUAGCAUCGGCGACAACAUACAACACGGCAGAAGCCCUUCUCACAGCCCGGCCAUAAGUCCAAGAAUAAAUCCUCAGCAGAUGCCUGACAUGAAUCAACCAGUAUUCGUUCUAGCACCCCCGAGCGGCGGCUUUGGCGGCGGCAUGGGUUACCACAGCAUGCAACCUACGUCAUUUCCUUCACUGGCUUCGCAAGAGCGAGGCGACAUCUCUCACAUGGCGCCGCCGGCCAUCAAUAUCGAUUUCGCGCCCAACAAUGCAAAGCAAGGUCCUUACGAAUCUGUCAAGCCUCGCAUUGACCAGGACUCCUUGACGCCGCCACCUGAUAGAGGUCGACCUAAAUCACGACCUCGGUCUGUUACAGACCCUUUCCGUCCAGGCGGCGUUGCCUUCGGUCGGCCCCAAAACUCCGCCAGCCUUUCGCCAACUUCUCAGCUGUCUGCUCGGUCCGAGUCCUCCCGCUCUCCGUCAGCCUCAAAACGACAGUCUGUUUCGUCACCCUCGCGUAGACGCCAGUCUACGUCUUCCGUUCCCAACAACGCCAUCGCCUUGCGCUUGGCUGAUCCCGAGUAUCAGAAUAGUCCAGAGUCAGGCACUGCAAAGCGCGUCCAAAAACACCCCGCUACAUUCCAAUGUACGUUGUGCCCCAAAAGGUUUACACGAGCAUACAACCUGCGAUCUCACCUGCGGACUCAUACCGAUGAACGCCCCUUUGUAUGCACGGUUUGUGGGAAGGCAUUUGCUCGCCAGCACGACCGCAAGAGACACGAGAGCCUUCAUUCUGGAGAAAAGAAGUUUGUGUGCAAAGGAGAUCUGAAAGGCAGUGGUCAGUGGGGCUGCGGCAGACGCUUUGCCCGUGCCGACGCUCUCGGCCGUCAUUUCCGUUCUGAAGCUGGCCGUAUUUGCAUAAAGCCGCUGCUGGAUGAGGAGAUGGUCGAGCGACAGAGAGAAUGGCAGGAACAACGACUUCAACAAGACAUUGCCCAGAAUAUGGCCCCACAAGUGACACUGGACCCAGCAACUGGCUAUCCCAUGGAUUCCAGUGGAAACUACAGUCUGCCCGCGGCCUUGUUGCAGCAGUAUCCUGCUUUGGCCCAGAUGAAUUGGUCUGCCCCUGACGCAGGGGGUGCAAUGGAGGAUGAUCUAAGCGGUCGGUCGUCGUUCGAUGCCAGCGACUACGAUGAAGCCGAAGAGACGGGCUAUGUCAGCGGAUCCGGUACAGGGUAUGGAGAGGGUGGUUUGGGCCAAAACUUCGGAGAAAUUGGCUAUGCUAGCGAUUUUGGUGGAUGCUGA
Messenger RNA from Metarhizium album ARSEF 1941, 2175 nucleotides. RefSeq names its product C2H2 type zinc finger domain-containing protein. Gene Ontology annotation, biological process: regulation of transcription by RNA polymerase II. Gene Ontology annotation, molecular function: RNA polymerase II cis-regulatory region sequence-specific DNA binding; DNA-binding transcription factor activity, RNA polymerase II-specific. Lineage: Eukaryota; Fungi; Ascomycota; Sordariomycetes; Hypocreales; Clavicipitaceae. The coding region runs from base 1 to 2175 and encodes 724 amino acids. Gene Ontology annotation, cellular component: chromatin. The record is from RefSeq and is a predicted model, not a curated record. The transcript is spliced from 2 exons.